AUGGGCUCCAGCGCGAGGAAAAAGGCGGAGAAGAAAAAGGACUUCCAGAAACCCAAGUACAAGGUCGGAAAGGACAAGGCCAAGGCAGCUAACUUUACAGAUACCAGCUUCAAGGCAAAAGCCAUUGUCGUUGGUCACCAGAAUUUAUCCACCGAAGCCCCGGACGUUGUUCAGCAGUUUAAGCACAAUCUGUCAUUGGCAUCAUCCUCCAGGUCCGACAAGCAGCGUCGAGAGGCUCUCGCCUAUCUGACGAGCCAGCUGUCAUCCGAGCCUCCCGUCAAUCCCGUGGGAACCCAUGCUCUCCUCACCAAACUACUCCCACUCGUCUCCGACAGCGCCACUCCCGUGCGCGCACAGCUCUUAAAGUUCCUCCGCACCCUUCCGGAGGCUGAAGUGAAGCACAGCAUCGAGCAUGCCGUCAUGUACAUUCGCGCCGGAAUGACCCACCUGUCGUCCGACAUCAGCAACGACACCCUCGGCGUCAUGGAAUGGCUUCUCGAAGUCGCUGACGACGAGCUCGUCAGCUGCCCUGGCGGCUGGGUCAAAACACUCAACACAUUCUGUGCCAUCAUGGGUUGGGCAGUCUCUUCCUCAAAUGGCGGUUGGACGUCUGGUGCGAGGGGAACGUUGAAGGCCAAGGAUGCUCAGACGCUUGCCCGACAGAUUAAUGCCCUCUCCAAGUUUCUACAAGCUGGCUUCCGAGAAGAAGAAAACGAGGAGGCAACCGUCUCCGAGUACUGGGAUAACCUGUAUAGACUACCCCGAGCACCUACCGCCUUCGAGUAUCUAAACCUCUCUGGCACUAGACGCGACGAAGACGGGGAGAUGUAUUCGAAUCGCGAGGCGAGGCAGCAAGUCUUUCGCCGCAAGUUCUUCGACCCCAUGACAAAGGGACUCGAAAAGGCAAAGAAGGAGGGCGGCGCGACGGGACGUGCUGCCUCCACCAUGGAGCAGAUCCUGCAAGAGGGUAUGCGUGGCUACGAAUGUUCGACCGCCCUAGACACACAAGAUCUUCUCGACCUUUGGUGA
Molecule: messenger RNA, 1029 nt
Organism: Drechmeria coniospora
Lineage: Eukaryota; Fungi; Ascomycota; Sordariomycetes; Hypocreales; Ophiocordycipitaceae
Exons: 3
Coding region: 1-1029 (342 amino acids)
Biological process (GO): rRNA processing
Cellular component (GO): nucleus
Source: RefSeq, a predicted model, not a curated record